AUGGAUUCUCUCCGGCGACAUGACAGUCCAAAAGGUAAACGACGACAGAGACAAGUUCUUGUUCGAAUUCAGACAGAGAAAGACAAAAGGGAAGUUCUAAAAAAAGGACCCUUCUACGUCAAUGGAGUUCUCAUAGUGAUCAAAGAUCCAGAUUCUUCAGAUGACACGAUUGAUUUCACUUUUGUUCGGUUCCAUGCCACAGUCAUGGGUUUCUCACCAUAUCUUUACAACAAAUUUUCUCUCUCCAAACUCAAAACUCUUAUGGGCGAAAACUGUCCCGUUUUAGUAACUGAUGACGAAGAAAAAGACCUUGGAUUCUUUGCCCAAGAACUUGAUCUCAAGAAGCCACUCAAUCCAGGAUUCUACAUAGCAGAAAAUAAAUUUGUGCAGUUUAAAUACAUAAACUUGGGAGAUUUCUGUUACAACUGCGGAAUGAUUGGUCACAAGAGAAGUCGUGACGAGUUUAGGUUCCCUGAAGAACGUGACUUCAACGCCACGUCAAGAACAAACGUCUAUGGCCCUUGGUUAAGAUAUUAUCCUAAGAAAACGUCUCACGAAAUGGUUUUGAAGAAAUCAGUACCGGAGAAUCAGAUUUCUGUUCUUGAGUGCGAGAAGACUCUCUCGUAUGCUCAAUUCUUUAUAGAGAUUGAGUUUAAGGAGGUCUAUGUUUGUAACCCUAGAUCUGCGAGGAUAACAAAGCCUACUCACAAAUUUCGUUUCUCCUGUUCUUACCUCGAUACAACAGACUCUACAAGUACUACUAGUUCGAAAGCUUACGAGGUUAUACGGAGGGAGAUCUACGAGAAUACGCCUUUCUCACUUAGUGAAUUUGAAGACAAACCUGAAGUUAUUGGCAAUCUUGUGGAGCGAAUGAGACUCAUGAGGAAGAAUGAGUUUUCUUGUGACGAUAAGUGGCUGACUCUUAAGCUUCAAAUCAACGAAAUAUGUAAGCUAAGGCUUGUCGAUUACGAGACAGUACUCGAGCGUUGUCGGUGUCCGAAAUUGAUUGAGAGUAAGAUCUUGGAUUUGAUCAAGAAAAGAGUGGAGGAGAAAGAGAACUUGAUCUGUUUGUCUAUCUGGGAAGAUCAAAUCAGACAAUUGAUAGAGGAGGUGGGUUGCACUCAUUAUACACAUCUCCUUGAUGUGUCUAGAAGAGCGAAUAAGGCGAUAAAGGAGGCGGUCCAGAUGGAGCUUUCAUCAAGUAGAUGUCCGAUACGUGCAGAUAGAUCAGCGGUUUCCAUAUUAGAGCGUUAUAAAGUGCUUGGACCCGACAUGGACCGGCUCGAUCCGUGUAUGAUUUGCGUUGGAGAGAUGUUUCUUGGGGAAGAAGCAAUCGUUUUGCCUUGCUCGCAUGUCUUUCACAGCUUGUGUAUUGAAAAGUGGCUUCAAGUUGGUCACAAGUUACCGACACAAAAAUAA
Messenger RNA from Arabis nemorensis, 1419 nucleotides. The record is from the annotation of a GenBank genome assembly. NCBI's taxonomy places the organism in Eukaryota, Viridiplantae, Streptophyta, Magnoliopsida, Brassicales, Brassicaceae.